Molecule: messenger RNA, 1575 nt
Organism: Paramisgurnus dabryanus
Lineage: Eukaryota; Metazoa; Chordata; Actinopteri; Cypriniformes; Cobitidae
Source: RefSeq, a predicted model, not a curated record
AUGCCUCACAUCGAACCUCAAAAACACUGUUCCAUUCCUCACGCUGAACCUCACAAAGACUCUCCCAUGCCUCACACCGAACCUCAGAAACACUGUCCCAUGCCACACACUAACCCUGAAAAACACUGUCCCAUGCCUGACGCUGAACCUCAAAAACACUGUCCCAUGCCUCACACUGACCCUCAAAAACAUUGUCCCAUCCUUCAGACCGAACCUCAAAAACACUGUCCCAUGCCUCACACCGAACCUCAAAAACACUGUCCCAAGCCACACACUAACCCUCAAAAACACUGUCCCAUGCCUCACGCUGAACCUCACAAAGACUCUCCCAUGCCUCAGACUGAACCUCAAAAACACUGUUCCAUACCUCAUGCUGAACCUCACAAAGACUCUCCCAUGCCUCAGACUGAACCUCAAAAACACUGUUCCAUACCUCACACCGAACCUCAAAAACACUGUCCCAAGCCACACACUAACCCUCAAAAACACUGUCCCAUGCCUCACACCGAACCUCAAAAACACUGUCCCAAGCCACACACUAACCCUCAAAAACACUGUCCCAUGCCUCACGCUGAACCUCACAAAGACUCUCCCAUGCCUCAGACUGAACCUCAAAAACACUGUUCCAUACCUCAUGCUGAACCUCACAAAGACUCUCCCAUGCCUCAGACUGAACCUCAAAAACACUGUCCCAUGCCACACACUAACCCUGAAAAACACUGUCCCAUGCCUCACGCUGAACCUCAAAAACACUGUCCCAUGCCUGACACCAAACCUCAAAAACACUAUCCUCACACCAAACCUCAAAAACACUGUCCCAAGCCACACACUAACCCUCAAAAACACUGUUCCAUACCUCAUGCUGAACCUCACAAAGACUCUCCCAUGCCUCAGACUGAACCUCAAAAACACUGUUCCAUACCUCAUGCUGAACCUCACAAAGACUCUCCCAUGCCUCAGACUGAACCUCAAAAACACUGUUCCAUACCUCACACCGAACCUCAAAAACACUGUCCCAAGCCACACACUAACCCUCAAAAACACUGUCCCAUGCCUCACACCGAACCUCAAAAACACUGUCCCAAGCCACACACUAACCCUCAAAAACACUGUCCCAUGCCUCACGCUGAACCUCACAAAGACUCUCCCAUGCCUCAGACUGAACCUCAAAAACACUGUUCCAUACCUCAUGCUGAACCUCACAAAGACUCUCCCAUGCCUCAGACUGAACCUCAAAAACACUGUCCCAUGCCACACACUAACCCUGAAAAACACUGUCCCAUGCCUCACGCUGAACCUCAAAAACACUGUCCCAUGCCUGACACCAAACCUCAAAAACACUGUCCCAUGCCUCACAAUGACCCUCAAAAACAUUGUCCCAUCCUUCAGAUCCUCACACCAAACCUCAAAAACACUGUUCCAUACCUCAUGCUGAACCUCACAAAGACUCUCCCAUGCCUCAGACUGAACCUCAAAAACACUGUUCCAUACCUCAUGCUGAACCUCACAAAGACUCUCCCAUGCCUCAGACUGAACCUCAAAAACACUGUCCCAUGCCACACACUAACCCCUUAA